Messenger RNA from Pochonia chlamydosporia 170, 1779 nucleotides. Its product is annotated as Na/H antiporter. The coding region runs from base 1 to 1779 and encodes 592 amino acids. The transcript is spliced from 3 exons. Gene Ontology annotation, molecular function: sodium:proton antiporter activity. Gene Ontology annotation, biological process: proton export across plasma membrane; regulation of membrane potential; sodium ion export across plasma membrane. The record is from RefSeq and is a predicted model, not a curated record. Gene Ontology annotation, cellular component: plasma membrane. Lineage: Eukaryota; Fungi; Ascomycota; Sordariomycetes; Hypocreales; Clavicipitaceae.
AUGGCGAACAACAUCUGGGCCAUACCCCUCGCUGUCACUGACUUUAACGUCAUCAUUGCGUUGUUGGGUGGAUAUAUUUCUCUCUUCGGUUUGGUAUCGUAUCUCUUGAAAGAGACAUAUUAUAUGUCCGAAGCCCUUAUAUCUCUUUUGGUUGGUGUGGCAUUUGGUCCGCACGCUGCUAAUUGGAUCCGACCGUGGUCCUACGCCGCUUGUCACCGCGAUGGUCUCACGGACGCCCAAUGCGAUGAUAGAUUGAUGGCUAUUACGCUCAACUUCUCCAGACUGGUUCUUGGUGUGCAGCUGGUUUUAGCUGGUGUCCAAUUGCCCAGCAAGUAUCUCUGGAAACAAUUGAAACCUGUUCUGCUUCUCGUCGGUCCCGGCAUGACAUGCAUGUGGAUGGCAACAAGUCUCAUUGUCUGGGGUCUGGUUGGCACGCCUAGUUUCUUGCAUGCCCUCGCUGUCGGGGCCUGCGUCACACCCACUGAUCCAGUCCUUUCCGCUGUCAUAGUCAAAGGAAAAUUUGCCGACCACAACAUCCCCAAGGACCUGCAGGAUCUGAUUGUCGCCGAGUCAGGGGCCAACGAUGGCCUAGGUUAUGCGUUCUUAUUCUUUGCCCUCUACCUGACUAAGUAUAUGGGGGUCGGGUCAACUGAAGGUGGUGCCGGAGAUGCCAUGGGCCUAUGGUUCGCUUUUACUUGGGGAUACACCAUUAUCCUGAGCAUCAUUUACGGCGCGGUCGUGGGCUGGGUUGCCAAAGAACUACUUCACUUUGCUGAAGAGCGCAAUUACGUGGAUCGUGAGAAUUUUCUUGUGUUUGCGAUUGCAUUGGCUUUAUUUGUUCUGGGGACAUGUGGCAUGAUUGGGACAGAUGACGUACUGGCAUGCUUCAUAGCAGGAAACACAUUCACCUGGGACGAUUGGUUCCGUCUCCAAACAAAGGAUGACUCUCUGCAGCCCACGGUCGAUAUGCUCCUCAAUGUUAGCAUCUUUCUAUGGUACGGUGCAUACCUCCCUUGGAAGUCGUUCGCCAACAACUCCAUUAUCCCGCUUAGCCGGUUGAUACCCCUCGGUCUGUUGGUCCUGAUUUUACGGCGUCUGCCGUGGGUGUUUGGUAUGCAUACAUGGAUUCGUCAGAUCCGCGAGGUUCGACAGGCUAUUUUUGUUGGCUUCUUUGGCCCGAUUGGCGUGUCAGCUAUUUUCUACCUCUUCAUCAGUAUUGAAUUUAUUGAGGAGCACUUGAGCAAUGACGAUGGUGUUCCUAGGAAGGAUGUUAAAGAUCUGGCGGAGACGAUUACGAUCGUUGUUUGGUUCCUUGCCGUGUGCAGCAUUGUGGUUCAUGGAUUGAGUAUCCCGCUGGGAAAACUUGGCUAUCUCGCGCCGAGGAUUCACCGCGUUCUUAGCGAAAGUCUUAGCGAGAGCCUUAGCAAUCAAAACCCCAUCGAAGCCGGUAGGGGAAUCCCCAUACUAAGGAGAUUAUUCUCUCCUCCUCCUGAGGAUCCCGAAGCGAAUCUUGCGACUCGUGUACGCCAAGGCACAGCUUCGAUUGCGCGAACUGGAUGUGGAGCUUUACCCUCGAAGAUCAAGGAGAAUGAUCAAGAGACUCGAGGCGAAGAACCUUCAGCUGCAAAUGGGAACGAGACUUCGGAAGGUUCAAGUGCUCGAACGGAUGGCGAGGCUGAAACUGGAGGGCCAGGGACUUGGACUCCGGCGAGGAGUGGGAGGAGGGAGGUUGUGUUCUUUGAUGAGGUGAUUGGCGGUGCCGGUCCGAGAGGCAGAUAA